Messenger RNA from Psylliodes chrysocephalus, 3578 nucleotides. The record is from the annotation of a GenBank genome assembly. NCBI's taxonomy places the organism in Eukaryota, Metazoa, Arthropoda, Insecta, Coleoptera, Chrysomelidae.
CACGAUUUAGGAGUAAAUUUAAGCAUAUUAUAAUAAAAUUACACAUGUAAAUAUAUGAAAAUGCUCCAUUUACGGCUUAAGUAUUAAGCGCCCAUAUUCUCUGAAAAAGAAAUUCUGAAAAAAAGAUAGAUAAGAAACUAAAAAAGUAUCAAACAUAUCCAGCAAAGGCAAAAAUAUACCUACUCAGUUGCGUUAUAGAAGUCACCAAAAAUAUUAAACCACGCACUCAAAUUUUUAGACAACCAAACCUGGCAAAUAAGUGACUUAGAUAUAGAAAAUUUAUUUAUUGUGUGUAUUAAUUUAUGUAGAUUUAUGUAGUGCAAGUUAAGAAAAAAAAUUUAAAUAGAAAUUGAAAUGGCCUGCAAUUUUUUACCUAACCGGGUACUUGAUAUUAAUAAAAAUUCCGAUACACUUUCGGAAGUCUCAGAAUCUGGUACAGCUACCUCAGAAUGGACUUCGAAUUGGGAUUCCAAAGAAGAAUUAAAGGACCUACUUUCGAAAUUAGGACUGAAAGAAGUAUCCGACUUGCACCAGGACCGGUUUCGCGUGGACAGAAAAAAGUUGGAACAAAUGCUUACAGGUGAUACUGAAGCUCUUAUUCCCGCCGACGUAUUUUUUGCAAAAGUUAUGGAAGAGACGGACACUUAUAUAACUUGGCCAAAUAAAUUGAAGAUUGGGGCAAAAUCAAAAAAAGAUCCUCACGUCAGAAUUGCUGGUCGACCUGAAGAUGUAAAAGCUGCCAAAGAAAGGAUUGUAACGUUGUUAGACACAAGGUGUAACAGAAUUACAAUGAAAAUGGAUGUAAGUUACACGGACCAUUCUCACAUAAUUGGUAAAGGAGGUUUAAGCAUCAAAAGAGUCAUGGAGGAAACUCAAUGCCACGUUCACUUUCCUGAUUCAAAUCGUUCAAAUCCCCUGGAGAAAAGCAACCAAGUAUCUAUUUCUGGUGACAUACACGGAGUCGAAAGUGCUAGAAGUCGUGUUAGAGAAUUAACUCCUUUGAUAUUCGGUUUUGAAUUGCCAAUAACGACUCAAAACAUCGAUCUAACAUCGUCUUAUAUUACCAAGAUUCAAGAACAAUAUAGAGUUCAGGUGAUGUUCAAGACCAGACCGAAACUGCAUGCCACUUUGGUCUUAGUGAAGGGUUUUGAAUGGGAAGUAGACCAAGUAAAGCAAGCUACAAACUUGCUUAUGGAGUAUAUGUGCGAAAAUUUAGCUAGUCAAAUUCCUGUGCAGAUGUCAAUGGAAAUCUCUCCACACCAUCACCCAGUGGUCUUAGGCAAAAACCAUUCUAACUUGAAGCUGAUAAUACAAGAAACCAACUGCCAAAUAAUGUUCCCAGAUGCCAUGGAUCCCAACAUACCAAAUUUAAAAAAAAGUAAUGUGAACAUUUCUGGUAACAUUAACAACAUAUACAGAGCUAGACAAUUGCUGAUAGGGAGCUUACCGUUGAUGAUAAUCUUUGAUUUGCCGGAAGAAUGUACGACUCUGAGGACAAGACAAGAUCAAGUGAUGGCAAUUAUGACUAAUUUUGAAGUGUCGAUUAGUAUAAGAGAGAAAGCUAAACAGAACGCUAGAGCUUGUGUUGUUAAAGGGGUUGAAAAAAAUGCUGAAAACAUUUACAGAGCAAGAAACUACAUUCUGGGCUUAGAUGAAGUUUGCGUCGAAGCUGAUGUCCCGCUAUCUUACCAUCUUCAUUCGGCUCAGCCAGCUUCGCAAGCUUCUCCUAAAGCUUCACAUGCUCCACCAGCUAAUAACAAUGGACAUUCCAUCGUACCAAUGACGCCUACCUGGCAAAAUAACCCAUCGACUCCUACUCCACAAAACAGCGGCCCUCCAUUCGUUGGGAUGGUCCAACGACCUCAGUUUGUUUAUAACGUGUCUCAGCAAUCAAUGGGAAGCAGCGGAUAUCAAUCUAUCAGCCAAUUUACAAAUUCCUCGUUAGGACUCGAACCAACCUGCGAAAUUGAAAACUACUCCACUUCAAGCAAAAACAGUUCAAUUUCCAGCUCUAUGUCUAGUCCAAGAGGUCCGACUUCUCCAUUUCACAGGCCGUUUAACAUGGAACAAGGACAAAAGAAUGAAUUGCCAUCCGUUUUGAAUUUUUCGUCAGGAUACCAUGGACCUUCAGUUGACAGACGACAGGAUAAUUUAACUCCAGCUGAUUUUGAUUCAAAACGACUGGCUGGUUUUAGAGCUAUGCAGAGCAAACCAACCAAUGGUGCUUAUAGACAACCGAACAGCUCUUGGUCGGGUUAUUUUAUUAGCCACACAAGCCCUAAUGCUUUUGCUGAGGUUUUAAAACAAAAAAAGCAUGAAGAAGAAGAAGUCUGGAACGUUCCUUCCAAACGAGAUGAGACGCUUUAUCCCAAUACGGCAGGCACCACUCUAAACAACAGCGAUAUCUUGGAUCACGGCCCCAAUCGCAUUUUGAACAACAUGCUGUCUUCCGAUAUCAAUGAUUUACCAACCCUGUUGAGUUCAGUGGGACUAGACAGAUUUAAUAGUACAUUUACGAAGCACGAAAUCGAUUUGACUGUAUUUUCUACGUUGACUGAUAAAGAUCUUAUGGAGAUUGGCAUCAAUACUUUUGGAGCUCGGAGGAAAAUAUUGCUGCUGAUAUCAGAAUUGAACCAGAGAACUAACUCAUUUUCGGCAGCUCCAGGAGCCGAAAGGAAGAAAUCCUCUCUAACAUCUUCCAGUUCAUCAGCAAGUGAAAAAUGGUAGCAAAAAAUUACUGUAGAUGUUUUUUAAAAUAAUGUUAAUAGCCAUAUAUAUUUUUUGCUCUAAGCAUUGAUUCGUUGUUUAAAAAAAAUCUUUAUUAUUUACAAUAUAUUUAUUUAGACGUAUUUAGGAAUUUAGUAUGUUGAUAAUUAAUUAUUUUAAUAAGUUGGUUUAACUUUGUUAUUUUCUCCGAACUUUUAUCCUUGAAAUUUUGUUUAAGUAGGUAUUAAAAAAAUAAUGCCUUUUAAGUUUUGAAGUCUAUUGGCAGAUUAUUAUAUUAUUUUCAAACUGUUGACCUCAAACAUUUUCAAUCCCAGUUGUAUUUUUUCUAUUAAAAAAUUGCAAGAAAAAUAUGUGAAAAAGAAAACUCAAGUAAAUAAUAAUUUUGGAGAAAUAUGUUUUUAUUAAUAUAUUUAUGUAUACAGUCUCACCGUGAUAUUUUACUUAGAAUUUGAACAAUUUUGGCUUCGAAAAUAAUAAAAAAUAAAUCAGUUGUAACUGUCAACUUUGACGUAUUUUCGAAAAAUUGCAAUAAGUUAUUAUUGUCAAUGUCAUUUUUAUUAUUUUUGAAGCAAAAACUGUAAAUUUGCCUAAACCAAAUUAAUAUAAAAUACCAUGCUAACUUUAAUGAUGACAUUUCACGUAUUAAAAAUAUAUGUAUUUUUUUUUUUUUUUUUCAUAUAUUUUGCAGACAUUUUAGGCAAAAAAUAUGAAAACUCUGAUGACAAAAAUAAUAAAUAUAAAAUUAUAAAAUCGUAUUUUAUAAAAUUUAUAUUUAAAAAUCAAACAUAUAUUUUGUUUUUGUUAUAUCCUAAAAUUGCUGCCAAAAAUCUAUUUAUGAAAAAUCUGAUGAC